AUGGCGUUUCCCUCUGUUUCCUCCUCCAUUUCCCAUCUCCGCCCUUCCUCUUCUCCUUCUCUUUCUCCUCACUCUCCUCUUCUCUCUCCCACUCACGCUCUCUCCCUUCUCGAUUUCGUUGCUUUCUAUGGCAGGUCCAAUAGAACCAGAAGGAAAUCAUCCCUCUCGUAUUCCUCUUCUUCGUCUUUGCCUAAUCGCUCCUUUCGUCACUUCACUUCUUCCAAGUCUUCUUCAUCGAUCAACGCGGUUCUCGAUCUUCCACUCCGUUCUUCUCCUCCUCCUUCUUCUUCUGAACCCCUUCCUAAGGUUGCAAAUUUGGAUGACAUAAUAUCAGAAAGAGGAGCAUGUGGAGUUGGAUUUGUUGCCAACUUGGAAAACAAAGCAUCCCAUAAGAUUAUUCAGGAUGCUCUUACAGCACUAGGCUGUAUGGAACACCGUGGUGGAUGUGGAGCUGAUAAUGAUUCUGGUGAUGGUUCAGGAUUAAUGUCUUCCAUCCCAUGGGAUCUUUUUGAUAAUUGGGCCAACGGGCAGGGAAUUCCUUCAUUUGAUAAGUUGCAUACUGGCGUUGGCAUGGUUUUUCUCCCCAAAGAUGAUGGCCAAAAUAAAGAGGCAAAAGAAGUUAUCGCAAGUAUCUUUAGACAAGAAGGUCUUGAGGUGCUUGGUUGGAGGCCCGUUCCUGUGAAAGCUUCUGUGGUUGGUAUAAAUGCAAAGAAGACCAUGCCAAACAUUGAGCAGGUAUUCGUCCAAGUAGUUAAAGAAGAGAAUGUGGACGACAUUGAACGAGAACUUUACAUUUGUAGGAAAUUGAUUGAAAGAGAAGCAAACUCUAAGAGUUGGGGAAGUGAGCUAUAUUUCUGUUCUUUGUCGAAUCAAACUAUAGUUUACAAGGGAAUGCUUCGCUCAGAGGUUCUUGGAUUAUUUUAUGAUGACCUUCAGAAUGAUCUCUAUAAAUCCCCCUUUGCAAUUUAUCAUCGAAGAUAUAGUACAAAUACUAGUCCUCGAUGGCCUCUUGCCCAACCAAUGAGGUUACUGGGUCAUAAUGGAGAGAUCAAUACGAUACAGGGAAACUUAAAUUGGAUGCAAUCUCGAGAAGCCUCCUUAAAGUCAUCUGUAUGGCGGGGUCGUGAAAAUGAAAUUCGUCCAUAUGGCAACCCAAGGGCAUCGGAUUCAGCCAAUCUCGAUAGUGCAGCCGAAUUGUUAAUAAGAAGUGGCCGUGCUCCCGAGGAGGCUCUCAUGAUCCUUGUUCCUGAGGCUUACAAGAACCAUCCUACCUUGAUGAUCAAAUAUCCCGAGGUUGUUGACUUUUAUGACUAUUACAAAGGUCAAAUGGAGGCUUGGGAUGGACCUGCUUUAUUGUUGUUCAGUGAUGGAAAAACAGUUGGUGCCUGUCUUGAUCGUAAUGGAUUGCGCCCAGCUCGGUAUUGGCGCACAUCAGAUAAUUUUGUUUAUGUUGCAUCUGAGGUUGGUGUCUUACCAAUGGAUGAGUCUAAAGUUACAAUGAAAGGCCGUCUUGGUCCAGGAAUGAUGAUUACUGCUGAUUUGCAGACCGGACAGGUCUUUGAGAAUACAGAAGUUAAAAAACGUGUAGCAUUGUCAUAUCCAUAUGGAAAGUGGAUCAAGGAAAAUAUGCGCUCAUUGAAGCCUGAGAAUUUUCUUGCAUCAACGGUAUUGGAUACUGAUAAAUUGCUGAGAAGCCAACAGGCAUUUGGCUACUCUAGUGAGGAUGUCCAAAUGAUUAUAGAGAGUAUGGCUGCUCAAGGAAAGGAACCUACGUUCUGCAUGGGAGAUGAUAUUCCACUGGCAAUAUUGUCUCAGAAGCCACACAUGCUCUAUGAUUAUUUUAAGCAACGGUUUGCACAGGUCACAAAUCCAGCAAUUGACCCUCUCAGAGAAGGACUAGUCAUGUCUCUUGAAGUAAAUAUUGGAAAACGAAGAAAUAUAUUAGACAUAGGACCCGAGAAUGCUUCACAGGUAACUUUGUCUAGUCCUGUUUUGAAUGAAGGAGAGCUUGAAUCCUUGCUAAAGGAUCCAUACUUGAAGGCCCAAGUAUUGCCAACAUUUUUUGACAUACGUAAGGGUGUUGAUGGUUCUCUGGAAAAAAUUCUAAACAGACUUUGUGAUGCUGCUGAUGAGGCUGUUCGCAAUGGUUCUCAACUGCUUGUUCUAUCUGAUCGUUCCGAAGAGCUUGAAGCAACUCGCCCAGCAAUUCCAAUUCUUCUUGCUGUUGGCGCUGUUCAUCAGCAUCUUAUUCAAAAUGGCUUGCGAAUGUCAGCUACUAUAGUAGCAGAUACUGCACAGUGCUUCAGUACUCAUCAGUUUGCUUGUUUAAUUGGAUAUGGUGCAAGUGCUAUUUGCCCAUACUUGGCUCUGGAAACCUGUCGGCAUUGGCGUCUCAGUAACAAGACUGUAAAUAUGAUGCGGAAUGGAAAGAUGCCUACUGUAACGAUUGAACAGGCGCAAAAGAACUUUUGCAAGGCAGUGAAGGCUGGUCUUCUCAAAAUUCUUUCCAAAAUGGGCAUUUCUUUACUAUCAAGCUAUUGUGGUGCACAAAUAUUUGAGAUCUAUGGAUUAGGAAAUGAGGUUGUAGAUUUUGCGUUUCGUGGGAGCAUAUCAAAAAUUGGUGGGCUGACGUUUGAUGAGUUGGCCAGGGAGACUUUGUCUUUCUGGGUGAAGGCAUUUUCUGAGGAUACAGCUAAGAGACUAGAAAAUUUUGGAUUUAUACAAUUCAGACCAGGAGGGGAGUAUCAUGGAAACAACCCUGAGAUGUCAAAGUUGCUCCACAAAGCUGUGCGCCAGAAAAAUGAAAGUGCUUAUGCAGUAUAUCAGCAGCAUUUGGCUAAUCGGCCCAUGAAUGUUCUUCGCGAUCUUCUGGAGUUCAAAAGUGAUCGUGCUCCAAUACCUGUGGGUAAGGUUGAGCCUGCAGCAUCUAUCGUUCAACGCUUUUGCACUGGUGGAAUGUCACUUGGAGCUAUUUCAAGGGAAACUCAUGAAGCGAUUGCUAUUGCAAUGAACAGAAUUGGUGGUAAAUCCAAUUCGGGAGAAGGUGGUGAGGAUCCCAUUCGUUGGAGACCUCUAGCAGAUGUUGUUGAUGGGUAUUCUCCAACACUGCCACAUCUUAAAGGCCUUCAGAAUGGCGAUACUGCCACUAGUGCUAUUAAGCAGGUUGCUUCUGGACGUUUUGGUGUCACUCCAACAUUCUUGGUCAAUGCUGAUCAAUUAGAAAUCAAAAUUGCACAAGGUGCAAAGCCUGGGGAAGGUGGUCAAUUACCAGGAAAGAAAGUUAGUGCUUACAUUGCAAGGUUAAGAAAUUCCAAACCUGGUGUUCCGCUUAUAUCUCCACCUCCACAUCAUGACAUUUAUUCUAUAGAAGAUCUUGCACAGUUGAUCUUUGACCUUCAUCAGGUGAACCCAAAGGCUAAGGUAUCAGUGAAGCUGGUUGCUGAAGCUGGAAUUGGAACGGUGGCUUCUGGGGUUGCUAAGGGUAAUGCUGAUAUUAUACAGAUAUCAGGGCAUGAUGGUGGAACAGGAGCUAGUCCUAUAAGUUCCAUUAAGCAUGCUGGUGGUCCUUGGGAGCUUGGACUGACAGAAACACAUCAGACCCUUAUUGAAAAUGGACUUAGAGAAAGAGUCAUUCUUAGAGUUGAUGGUGGCUUCAAAAGUGGAGUUGAUGUCUUAAUGGCCGCAGCAAUGGGUGCGGAUGAAUAUGGUUUUGGUUCAGUUGCCAUGAUUGCUACUGGUUGUGUGAUGGCUCGUAUAUGCCACACUAACAACUGCCCAGUUGGUGUUGCCAGUCAGAGAGAGGAGCUACGUGCACGUUUUCCUGGUGUACCUGGCGAUCUUGUCAACUAUUUCCUUUAUGUUGCUGAGGAGGUAAGGGGUACAUUGGCCCAGCUGGGAUAUGAGAAGUUGGAUGAUAUUAUCGGAAGAACGGAAUUAUUAAGACCCCGAGAUAUCUCUUUGAUGAAGACACAACAUCUCGAUCUCAAUUAUAUUCUUUCUAAUGUUGGAUUACCAAAAUGGAGCAGUACUGAAAUCCGCAAUCAAGAUGUUCACACAAAUGGUCCUAUUCUGGAUGAUAUCCUACUUUCAGACAAUCAGAUAUUAGAUGCAAUUGAGAAUGAGAAAGUAGUACAAAAGACAGUGAAGAUAUAUAAUGUUGAUCGUGCUGUUUGUGGGCGUGUAGCAGGGGCGAUUGCAAAGAAAUAUGGUGACACUGGUUUUGCUGGCCAACUGAACAUUACGUUCACAGGUAGCGCUGGACAAUCAUUUGCAUGCUUUCUUACACCUGGAAUGAACAUUCGGCUUAUAGGAGAGGCCAAUGAUUAUGUGGGAAAGGGUAUGGCGGGAGGUGAAUUAGUUGUAACUCCAACCGAAAAUACUGGAUUUGUUCCUGAGGAUGCAGCCAUAGUAGGGAAUACAUGUUUGUAUGGAGCAACUGGCGGUCAAGUUUUUGUUAGAGGAAAAGCCGGGGAGAGGUUUGCUGUCAGAAAUUCACUUGCUCAGGCAGUGGUUGAAGGAACUGGUGACCAUUGCUGUGAGUACAUGACUGGUGGUUGCGUUGUUGUACUUGGCAAAGUGGGAAGAAAUGUAGCUGCUGGAAUGACCGGAGGCUUAGCUUAUAUUCUCGACGAGGAUGAUACUCUUAUUCCGAAGGUGAACAAAGAAAUUGUAAAAAUCCAGAGAGUAACUGCUCCAGUGGGGCAAAUGCAGCUGAAGAGCCUCAUCGAAGCCCAUGUUGAAAAAACUGGUAGCAGCAAAGGUUCCGUUAUCCUGAGCGAGUGGGAAACUUAUUUACCGCUCUUCUGGCAACUGGUUCCACCUAGUGAGGAAGAUACCCCAGAGGCAAGUGCUGAGUAUGUAAGAACAGCUACUGGAGAAGUGACCUUUCAGUCAGCCUAAUGGAUCAAAACAACAAUUGCUUUGAUCAUGUGAUUAGUUUGCAAACACUGCAACUCUACGACUUCUGGGUUCGGAAUGGGAAUUCUUGAUACAAAAGACGCACACGUAACUCGACGGUGAAGACUAUAUGACUUGGUGGUGAAGGAACCCUGUUCUACCAUUCAGCAGUGUAAGCCUUCUCUUGUAUUGAUCCCUCUGUAAAUAUCAAUUUGCAGCAUAAAAAUAAUAUAUAGAUUUCAUGUAGUUUAGGUUUCCGAAUUCUUGUUGAAGCAAAGCAUCUGUUUAUACUUUAAGUAAAAAUAAAUUAGCCUUGGCUCGUUAUUAUUGGCCAUUGCUUUCUUUCUCCUAGUUAAUCUGCUUUCUUGCAUUUCAGAUUUCAAAAUUCUCCGAUUAUUUUGUACUCACAUUCUGUAAAACAUCAAUGAACAAUGUCUAUUCUUAUAGAUUACUCA
This is a messenger RNA of Benincasa hispida (wax gourd), 5351 nucleotides long. Its product is annotated as ferredoxin-dependent glutamate synthase 1, chloroplastic/mitochondrial. Gene Ontology annotation, biological process: ammonia assimilation cycle. Gene Ontology annotation, molecular function: glutamate synthase activity. NCBI's taxonomy places the organism in Eukaryota, Viridiplantae, Streptophyta, Magnoliopsida, Cucurbitales, Cucurbitaceae. The record is from RefSeq and is a predicted model, not a curated record.